UGGUGUAGAACAGGGAACUUACUUUGAAAAACUAACCAUACCAGAGUCAGGAUACAUAACUUUGUACAUCCCUCACUGUGUGGAUCCUMAUAACUUCUGGGUCAUGUUCACUGAUGAAUGGCCUAAACUAGAAGCUUUGAGCAAAGAUCUAAGCAUAUUUUAUAAUAGUUCUGAAGGAGAUAAAUACCUAAUGCCCAAGUGGCUGGUCUCUGUCGGACAGGUUUGUUGUGCCUGGUGUGAGGAUUUUGGUGACUGGUUUAGAGCUGUGAUCACUGGCUUCACGUCAAUGCAGAAUAUUGAGGUGUUUUAUGUUGACUAUGGGAAUAACAGCCGAGUAUCACUGACAGAACUCCGAGUACUAAGAUCCUCAUUUCUSAAAAUACCAGGACAAGCAUGUCAGGCGCAGUUGGCCUACAUUAAACCAGUAAAAGGGGCUCAGUGGUCUCCUGGCUGUUGUCAUCGUUUUUAUCAUCUUACAAAGAAUUACAAGGCUCUGUUUGGUCUUCUGUGUGGAGUCAAGGAUGGCAAGAUUUCUUUGUGUCUAAGUGAUACAUCAUCCAAUGAAGACAUCCAUAUCAACGAUUUGCUGGUUGAUGAAGGGUAUGCCGUAUUCUGUCCUGACUCACCUGUUAGUCCUACAGCACCUAUUAGACCAUUCUUUGAUUCAGAUACUGAGACUGAAAAGGUUGACAAAGAAAAGGACAACAAACCCCCUGGUCUUCCCCCUGCCAGACAAGGACAGGACAUGUUCAACCAGCAUAUUGCUACAACAAUUGCAUCCAGUGCUUUACCAGAGUUUCCGUUUCGUCUGGAGCCUGUAUGCAAUGGAUAUCCACUUCAAAACAGCUUGGAUGAAAUGAAUGACAUUCCACCUAGCAAUCAAGAGUCAAAAGAUGACAUUGCCUUCAUUGAAGAAAUCUGCAGUGAAAUUGAACAAGACAUGGAAGAGGAGUAUAUCUUUAAACGAAUCAACCUGGUUGACAUAUGUACCAUACACGUUAUUAACUACUUCAAAGUACCUUACGUCACUAGUGCAGAUAUAUCAGUCUUACUGUGGGACAGUGAUGUUCUGAGAGCUAUGCUCCGACAGAAGAAGUUGGUSGUCCCAAAACUAGUUCUUUCAAAUGAGGAGGAUGGUGAUCUUAUUGAUCAGCUUGUCAAACAUGAGGUAAGAGGUGUCAUGGAUGGAGAUACUCAACGAAGCUUUGUGACCUUAUAUCCACUCUCCAGUGUACCGAAUAUUUUAAGAAAGUUUAACCAUCCGUUAGAAGAACUUGUAUCGCGCGUGGAGCUGGAGCUCCAACAGUACGAAGAGCAAGGAGAAGAUUACUGGCUAGUCAGGGACUCGGAAAGCGAAUCAACAGGAACAGAUUCUGAGAGUCGAGACGAAGAUGCAAGUUUUCAGAUGGAACAACUGGCAAUAGACGAGCUUAAACUAGUUAUUCAGGCAAUGCAAUUUAGAAGGUACUUAUUUACACAUUAUCGGCUGUCAUGAAGUAUAUAUUAGAGACGGAACCUA
This is a messenger RNA of Exaiptasia diaphana, 1519 nucleotides long. RefSeq lists its product as uncharacterized. The record is from RefSeq and is a predicted model, not a curated record. The transcript has 17 exons. The coding region runs from base 104 to 1495 and encodes 463 amino acids. NCBI's taxonomy places the organism in Eukaryota, Metazoa, Cnidaria, Anthozoa, Actiniaria, Aiptasiidae.